Messenger RNA from Arabidopsis lyrata subsp. lyrata, 1920 nucleotides. RefSeq names its product probable glutamyl-tRNA reductase 3, chloroplastic. The transcript has 3 exons. Gene Ontology annotation, biological process: tetrapyrrole biosynthetic process. The record is from RefSeq and is a predicted model, not a curated record. Gene Ontology annotation, molecular function: glutamyl-tRNA reductase (NADP+) activity; NADP binding. The coding region runs from base 21 to 1724 and encodes 567 amino acids. Lineage: Eukaryota; Viridiplantae; Streptophyta; Magnoliopsida; Brassicales; Brassicaceae.
UUAACAAUCUCGAGCAGCUGAUGAAAACAGAGAAGAAUCAUAAAAACAGAGAGAAAUGUUAUUGUGAAUCUCUCUAUCUCGUACAAGCAAUCCCUCGUUGUCUGUCUCUGCACGAGAUUGCUUGUAAACACAAAGCUAUGGCGGUUUCUAAUGCCUUUGUUGUUGUUAGCCCGAUGCUGAAGACAUCGUCGUCGUCGUCAUCGAAUCACCAUAAUCCGUCUUCUUCUUCUCCGGACCUGAUUAGGAUUCAUACUCUUUCGAUGAACAAUAGGACAAGAAGAGGUCUGAUCCAGAGAGCGCGUUGCGAGCUAUCUCCGUCCAGCGACUCAUCGGCUCUGAACCAGCUUAAGAAUUCUCCUACAAAUGACAGAUACACAAGGGAGAGAAGCAGCAUUGUGGUGAUUGGGCUUAGCUAUCACACAGCUACUCUAGAGAUGCGUGAGAAGCUUGCCAUUCCAGAAGCUGAAUGGCCACGAGCUAUUACUCAGUUGUGCGCUUUGAAUCACAUUGAAGAAGCUGCUGUUCUCAGUACCUGCUACCGUAUCGAGAUUUAUGUUUCCGCUCUUUCUCUCCACCGUGGUGUCAAAGAAGUCACUGACUGGAUGUCUAAGAGAAGUGGAAUUCCAGUUUCGGACAUCUGUCAGCACCGGUUUCUGUUGUACAACAAAGACGCCACACAACAUCUAUUUCAAGUCUCCGCUGGUCUGGACUCUCUUGUCCUAGGAGAAAAUCAGAUACAAUCACAGGUUAAACAAGUUGAGAAAGUAGUUAAACAACAAGGGUUUGGGAGGAUUAUCAGUGCGCUAUUUGAAAAGGCAAUCAAGGCUGGAAAGCGUGUCAGAGAAGAGACAAAUAUCGCGUCUGGGGCUGUUUCCGUUAGCUCUGCUGCCGUCGAACUUGCUCUCACUAAGCUUCCAGGAUCUGUAUCAUCUGCUAUGAUGUUGGUAAUUGGUGCAGGAACGAUGGGGAAGCUUGUAAUCAAGCACCUGGUUGCUAAAGGUUGCACUAAAAUUGUGGUUAUGAACCGAAGCCAAGAGAAAGUUGCAGCUAUCCGCGAGAAGAUGCCGCCUGGCGUUAAGAUUAUCUAUAGACCCUUAGAUGAGAUGCUAGCUUGUGCUUCAGAAGCCAACGUAAUCUUUACUAGCACAGCAUCUGAGACACCAUUGUUCUUGAAGGAGCACGUAGAGAUCCUCCCUCCUUGUCCUGCAGAUGUAGAUGCGAGGCUCUUUGUUGAUAUCUCUGUUCCUAGAAAUGUUGGCUCUUGUGUAGCUGAAUUAGACAGUGCACGGGUUUACAACGUGGAUGACCUCAAAGAAGUUGUUGCUGCCAAUAUGGAAGACAGGGCGAGGAAAGCAAUGGAAGCUCGGGAUAUAAUAACAGAAGAGUCAAUAAAGUUUGAAGGGUGGAGGGAUUCGAUGACGUUUCCAACAAUCAAGAAAUUAAGAAGCAAAACAGAGAAAAUCAGAGCUGCUGCUGUUGAAAGAUUCAUGUCGAAACAUGGCAAAGACAUGGACAAGAAGACGAGGGAAGCAGUAGAGAAUGUAACCCUAGAGAUAGUAAACAGGAUCCUGCACGACCCAAUGAAACAUUUGAGAUGCGAUGGGACUGAUAGCAGAAUGCUGCAUGAGACUCUAGAGAACAUGCAGGCUGUGAACAGAAUGUAUGAACUCGACGGAGAGUUACUCGAGGAGAAGAUUAGAGCAAAAAAGAGGGAACAAAAGUAGAGAGAGAGAGAGAGAGAGCAUUUGUUGCAUCCAUUUUUAAGGUACGUAGAGGUCAAACGAGCACGCCUUUGUAAUAAACGAACUUGAGUAGAGAGUGAAGAUGUUUUGACAUAGAGACAGACGCAUACUCUCUUUUCUCAACACCAACCAAAGUCUUGUUUGACCGAUUUGAAUAGAGCAGCUAUUACUGGUUCUA